Molecule: messenger RNA, 1888 nt
Organism: Carica papaya (papaya)
Lineage: Eukaryota; Viridiplantae; Streptophyta; Magnoliopsida; Brassicales; Caricaceae
Product: calmodulin-binding family protein
Source: RefSeq, a predicted model, not a curated record
GAGAGAGAGAAUAAAACACAGAAGUGAAAGAGGAAAAUACAGAAUCAAACUGAACCAGAGAGAAAAAAACACAGAAAGGAAAAUCAUUUCUACACCCCCUCCAUUUAUCCUUUCUAUCAUUGUUGUUUUCUUCUUCAAACCACAGAUCACAUUUGUUUUUUGUAUCUGCAACUCCUCCUCUGUUCAAGGAAUCCAGGCCUUGUAGAUUUCUGGCGAGUAUUACUAUUUCUGUCAAAUGGGAAUUUCCUUUUCCUGUCCAUUCGCAAGAUAUAGUGAUACGGAAAAUGGGUUAGAAUCUGUGAUAGUGAAAUCAAUUAAUUUUGGCGACGAAGAUGUGAAGACGCCUGUUCGAUCUGUCAGCUUCAAUGGCAGAAAUCCAGAGCCAACAAUAUUGAAGUCAUCAGGAUCUGGAAAAAUGGUGUUGGAAGGAUCUGUUAGCUUUAAAGGGUGUGAAUUGGAAUCAAUGAUCUCAGCUAAAUCUCCUAAACUGGAUAAAGAAAAACCCGUCCUAGUGACAUCAAAUGAUGUAAAAUUCAAAGACAUGGUUAACCAAAACCCAGUAUCAGAUGAUUCAGCAGAUAUGACUAGGCAAUUGCCUGUUUUAGAUCCUAGCAACCCGAAACAUGAGGCUGCCAUAAAAUUGCAGAAAGUGUACAAAAGUUUCCGUACAAGACGAAAGUUGGCAGAUUGUGCAGUACUGGUAGAGCAAAGCUGGUGGAAACUCUUAGAUUUUGCUGAACUAAAGCGGAGUUCCAUCUCAUACUUUGACAUUGAGAAACAUGAAACUGCAAUUUCGCGAUGGUCAAGAGCAAGAACCAGAGCUGCUAAGGUCGGAAAAGGUUUGUCAAAGAAUGAUAAAGCUCGAAAACUUGCAUUACAACACUGGCUUGAGGCAAUUGACCCAAGGCAUCGGUAUGGACAUAAUCUGCACUUUUAUUAUCUUAAAUGGCUCCAUUGUCAAUGCAGAGAACCCUUCUUCUACUGGCUGGAUAUUGGAGAAGGGAAGGAAGUGAAUCUUGACAAAUGCCCGCGAUCAAAACUUCAACAGCAGUGCAUUAAGUAUCUUGGUCCAAUGGAAAGAAAGGCUUAUGAGGUUGUCCUAGAAGACGGGAAGUUCUUCUACAAGCAAACACAGGAGCUCCUUCACACUGCCGGAGAAAAUAGUGAUGCUAAAUGGAUUUUUGUCCUUAGCACAUCUAAGAACUUGUAUGUUGGCCAGAAGAAGAAGGGAACAUUUCAGCACUCUAGCUUCUUGGCAGGAGGAGCCACGAUCGCUGCUGGGAGAUUAGUUGUCGAAAGUGGCUUGCUCAAGGCAGUUUGGCCUCACAGCGGUCAUUACCAGCCAACAGAAGAAAAUUUUAAGGAUUUUAUUUCAUUCCUUGAAGAAAAUCAUGUUGAUCUCACUGAUGUCAAGAUGAGUCCGGUGGAUGGGGAAGACGACCCACUUAACAAACAAAGAGGCAGCAAUCAUUUCAGGAACAACUCAGCUGAAGAAGAUUUGAUAGAAACAUUGAAUAUUGAGACUGAAGAGAUUGGUGAAAAAGACUUGACUGAAGAGAAAACCGGUUUAGAGGAGCAAGAACCUGCUGCAGCACUAGAACGGUCUAAGUCAAGGAAGUUCUACACCCUAAAUAGAAACUUACCUAAUCUUGAAGUUCCAAAAAGAGGCGAAUCAUUUGAGAGAUCAGAGAAUGAAGAUCCAGCUGCAGGACCGAGUAACAAUAAUAACCUGGUGUUUUCUUCCUUAGGGGACGGUUAUGAAACAGCAGAAGAAGAAGAAGCAUCUAUGGAGGAUGGCUAUGAAACAGCGUCAGGAGAAGAAGUAGCUUCGGAACAGAUAUACGAUGUCCUAAUGGUUGAGUUGUUUGCUGAACAGAUGGUGAAAAUG